Messenger RNA from Cooperia oncophora, 525 nucleotides. NCBI's taxonomy places the organism in Eukaryota, Metazoa, Nematoda, Chromadorea, Rhabditida, Trichostrongylidae. The record is from the annotation of a GenBank genome assembly.
AUGGAACAGCGAGGAGUGUUCGGUUGCCUCGUUUAUCUGGAUAUCGAUUUGGAUCCGAUCUCGAUGACAACUUUGCUUAUGGCCAUCGGUUUCUCGGUAGAUUUCGUAGCUCACAUUACAUGGCACUACUACAAGGGCGACUUUCCGAACAAACGUGAGCGUAUUCGUCACGCACUGGCGUCUAUCGCAUGGCCUAUGUUCCAGUCUGGAAUGUCAACAAUGAUCUCAAUCGUAGUGCUCACAGCAGUUCAUGCCUACAUGGUUAAAGUGUUCGUGAAGGUUACAUUAAUGGGGCUUGGAACUCUCAUGAUCUCACGUCACAUUACAGCGUUCAACGCGGAAUAUCUGCUCAAACAUGUUGUCAUUCUGGUCGUAUUUCUUGGCAUGUGUCAUGGUCUUAUCGUCCUUCCCGUGGUAUUCGCGGCUCUUCCAUUCAAAAAACCGAAACUGUCACAUGAGAAACCCCACCAACUGACCAUCGUCGAUGCGAAACCGGGUCUGGGACGACAGUCGGGCCAGGCGUAA